AUGACAUCCCACCACCGCCUUUGGACCUUCACGGCGCGCGGCCCGCCUUCGUCCGUUCUCGCAUUCACGUCCGGCCCAGCGCCAACCCUGCCGCCCCGUCUCCCGCUGCCGCGCGACUCGCCCACCCCCGAGGAAUGGAUCCUCGUCAAGGUGGCCUUUGCCGGGCUCAACGUCGGCGCCAUCUUCCAAAUGACGCUGAUCCCGGCCCUUCUGCGCGCCGACACCUGCACGCCCGAGAUGGACCUCAGCGGCACCGUCGCCGACGUGUGGCACCCGGACGCCGACGCCGCCAGCUCCCGCUUCGCCCGGGGCGACAAGGUGGUCGCCAUGCUGCCGGCCUCGCACGCCCUGGCCACGGGCACCGGCGCGCUGGCUGAGUACGUCGCCAUCCCCGCCAAGUACGCCGUCCGCAAGCCCGACAACGUGAGCUUCGCCGACGCCGCCGGCUGCCUGCUGACGGGCAUGACGGCCGCGCAGCUGGGCGCCGACGACGUGGUCGACUACACGCUGCACGCCGACCUGGCCGCCCACCUCGGCGCCGCCUUUGCCUCGGCGCCCUUUGACGCCGUCGUCGACACGCUCGGCUUCCAGGCGCUGUAUGCCCGCUCGCCGUCGUACCUCGUCCCCGAGGGCGUCUACUGCUCCGUGGGCAUCAAGCCGCCGUCCUUUGGGGUGCCCGACUUUCUGCGCGCCGUCGUGCAGAUGAAGCUGAACGAGUGGUGGCCCGUCGCCAGGUGGCUCGGCGGCGUGGGCCGGCCGUGGAAGGGCGCGUCCAUGAUGUCGCCUACGCGGGAGGACCGCGAGAGCAUCGUGGGCAUGCUGGCCAGGGGCGAGCUCAGGGUGGUGAGGGACAGUGUGUGGGCGUUUGCCGACGCCGACAAGGCCUAUGAGAAGCUGGGCGGGCGGCAUGCGAGGGGCAAGGUCUUGGUUCGGGUCGAUGGCGGUGUUGGCGAUGAUGAGUGCUAG
Metarhizium brunneum ARSEF 3297 is the source of this 966-nucleotide messenger RNA. RefSeq lists its product as uncharacterized. The record is from RefSeq and is a predicted model, not a curated record. Gene Ontology annotation, cellular component: mitochondrion. NCBI's taxonomy places the organism in Eukaryota, Fungi, Ascomycota, Sordariomycetes, Hypocreales, Clavicipitaceae. Gene Ontology annotation, molecular function: oxidoreductase activity; zinc ion binding.